This is a messenger RNA of Tetranychus urticae (two-spotted spider mite), 1656 nucleotides long. RefSeq lists its product as uncharacterized. The record is from RefSeq and is a predicted model, not a curated record. Lineage: Eukaryota; Metazoa; Arthropoda; Arachnida; Trombidiformes; Tetranychidae. Gene Ontology annotation, biological process: regulation of cell cycle.
GAAAAAAAAAGUUAUCCAAAGUUAUCCAAGUGAAUAUGAAAAUCACAUAUUGAAUCAACUUUUAAUUUAUUUUUCUUGUAAAAAGCGUAUUCUUUUACUGUUCACUUGUUUCAUCUUCCGUGUUGCGAUCAUCAUCAUCAUCAACUUGAAAGGUUCGAGUUUUUUGUUUUUUUGCGAUUUUUUCUUCUUCUUCAUUGUACAUGCUCAUUUUAGGCAAUUUGGCCCUUUUGUAUUGUACAAAAGUCUUCAAUGGGAAAAAAGGUCUUUUACCAAUGUGAGCAUUCUCGGUGAACUUGAAGGGAGACACAUUUUGUUUGCAUCUUUAUUUUGGAUUCACUUUUUAUCCCCAGUUGAUCAUCAUACUUCGGUAUGUCUAUUUCACAUGAGAUUAACCAUUGUUACUCUUAUAAUCAUCACUUUUACCUGUACCAUCAGUGUGUCUACCAAUGUGUACUUAUUGUGAUCACUUCAAUGGUAACUAGUGCAUUCGCAGCUUCGGAUAAUGUUUACCAUUUACCACAUUUACUUGCUUCCUCUUCACCUUCAUCUUCACUAUUAAACUCGAUUUCAUCGACUUCUUCUUUUCGCAAUAACAACCAUGACAGGUCAGGUUCAAGCGGACUUAAUAACCAACGUGCCAAAUGUGAGACUACCUUGAAUACCUGUUCUCGUGAAAUGCGCUGUGCAAUGGCCUUACAAGACUAUCGUACUAGUUGUUCCCAUUUGCUAAACAAUAAAACUCGAACUUGUACAGAAAGUUGCCGGUUGGCUUUGAUAUCAUUGAAUAGUUUACCCGAAGGAUAUGAUUAUCUAAACUGUGAUUGUGGUGAUAACGACUUUUGCCGUAAAGUUAGACGUCGAACCAGUGUGUGCCAUUUAAGGUUCAACAAUCACUUAACCUCACCCUCUGCACCAUCUUCAUCGUCCACCUCUGGGUCCACACUUCACGGAAUAAAUUUUCCUUUAGACUCGAUUCCACCCGCAUCACCUUCAACACAUUCAAACCGAGGACAAGGCACCCUUGGGUCACCCUUUUCCUCUCCAUCAGCCUCUUCAUUAGACAGUCAUCACAGGUACAAGGGUAAACAGUCUCAUCACGGAUCCAUCGUCUUGUGUUCAACCGCAGAGGCUCGAUGUAAAGAGGAUGAAACUUGCUCAGAGGCUUGGGAGUUUUUCCAGGUUCACUGUGAAAAAGUUUUCACUGGAACUGAAUGUACCAAAAGUUGUAACAAUAGUUUAAACAUUUUAUACCGUCAAAGAGCAGCCCAUCAUUUGGACAGUUGCAUUUGUUCAGAAAAUUCAAUUCCAUUCUCAUCAAGAUCACCAACACCUUUUACAUUAACAAUACCCACCUUUUCAUCUUCCUCCUCUUCCUCCUCAUCCUCAUCCUCUUCCUCAUCAUCAACAAAUAGCUUCAAUGAAUGGUCAUGUAAACGUCGUAAAGCAAAUAUCAAACGCCUCUGUUUCGGCUAUUCAUCACCUUCAGCAUUAAGUGGAAUCGCUUCCCAGUCAAACUCACUUCACCAUUCAAUAACCCUUUAUCAACUCCUUACCCUUCAAUUCAUCCCAAUUGUUUCCCUAAUUAUUCUAAAUACUAUUCUCUCUGUUAAAUAAACUUUUCUUUUGCAAAUAAAUUUCCAAAAUUAGUCACCAAAA